Messenger RNA from Numida meleagris (helmeted guineafowl), 571 nucleotides. RefSeq names its product acyl-CoA binding domain containing 7 (gene ACBD7). NCBI's taxonomy places the organism in Eukaryota, Metazoa, Chordata, Aves, Galliformes, Numididae. The record is from RefSeq and is a predicted model, not a curated record. Gene Ontology annotation, biological process: fatty acid metabolic process. Bases 106 to 372 code for a protein of 88 amino acids. The transcript is spliced from 4 exons. Gene Ontology annotation, molecular function: fatty-acyl-CoA binding.
AGGUCGCUCCCCGCUCGGCAUCACGUGCGGCCGAGCGGACCCGGCGGUCAGCGGCACCGCGUCGCGCUGCAGGAGCGGGACCGGAGCGCGCGUCCCCGCGGCGUCAUGGCCCUGCAGGCUGACUUCAACAGGGCUGCAGAAGAUGUAAAAAAAUUGAAAACAAGACCAACUGAUGAAGAACUGAAGGAACUAUAUGGAUUAUACAAACAAGCUACUGUUGGAGAUAUUAAUAUUGAAUGUCCAGGAAUGCUAGAUAUGAAAGGCAAAGCCAAAUGGGAGGCAUGGAACCUGAAAAGAGGUAUAUCGAAGGAGGAUGCCAUGAAUGCCUAUAUUUCUAAAGCAAAAGCAAUGAUAGAAAAAUAUGGGAUUUAGAAUACUCGGAGAUCGCACUAAUAAGUAGCUCCAGUGGUUAAUGAACUAACUCUGCUGAGGAAAAUGCAGUAGUGACUGGUUAUUGUGUAAUCUAACAGUAAGAUAAUUUACGCAUGAGCCACCGCACUGUAAUAGGUGUUCACAUGCAUAUUACAUUCUUAGACUGUAUCUUACUCUAAAUAAAUCUGAGCUUAUUAUA